Molecule: messenger RNA, 1317 nt
Organism: Papaver somniferum (opium poppy)
Lineage: Eukaryota; Viridiplantae; Streptophyta; Magnoliopsida; Ranunculales; Papaveraceae
Exons: 1
Coding region: 1-1317 (438 amino acids)
Molecular function (GO): nucleic acid binding; RNA-DNA hybrid ribonuclease activity
Source: RefSeq, a predicted model, not a curated record
AUGUACAUAGCAGCAACCGAAGAUGCGGUCAACGCGGUCCUUGUCAAAACUAACACGAAGGUUGAGCAGUCAAUCUACUACGUCAUCAAGACUCUCAACCCGGCGGAAAGAAAUUACACGAAGAUUGAGAAGCUCAUACUAGCAUUAGUAUGGGCGACCCAAAAGCUAAGAACCUAUUUCUUGACUCAUCAUGUUCGGGUCCCAUGUAAAGCACCGUUGGAAGCUUUCCUCAAGAGCGCAGGGAAAUUAGGAAGGAUAGCAAAAUGGAACACUCAUCUGGAUAAAUUCAACAUUAUCCACGAGAUCCAAACUUCCCAAAAGUCACAAGUCUUAGAGGAUUUUUUGACGGACUUACCUCUGGUUAACGACAAAGAAGUGAAAGACAUACUAGAAGCAGGAGAGGACGGGAAAGAUCCAGUCGAUAUACUCGAACCCUCAAGCCAAAGAAGAUUGAAAAUAUUCAUCGAUGGGUCGAGGAAUAGAGAGGGCGCAGGCAUAGGCAUCGUGAUUACCUCUCCCACCGGAGACAGGAACGUGUAUGCAAUAAGAUUGGAAUUCAAGGGGCAUACCAACAACAUCGUAGAGUACGAAGCUAUAGUACAUUCCCUCCGGAUAAUAAUAAUAGAAAUGGGGAUAACGGAUGUACGCCUAACAAGUGAUUCUCAGUUGGUCAUUCGGCAAAUAGAACUAGAAUACAACGUCUACGAUGACACCCUCUCCGCAUACAUGGCUUUGGUUCAGACCUUAGCCUCCCAGAUAUCAAGCAUCAAGUUCCGACACCUGUGUAGAAAAUAUCUCAGGCAUGCUGACGCCUUGGCAUACAUAUCAUCCAUGAUGAAAUAUGAGAGCGUUAAAGACAUAAAAGUAACAAGAGUAUAUGAACCUUCAAUCACCCCACAACAGUCCUUCGCUACGAAUCGUGAAGACGAUGUACGGGAGGACAUUGAUGACGGCAACGUAAGGGAGGAUAUUUCUGAAGAUUUCAUCGAAGAUGAUAUCAUGACGAGGGCGAAAGAAGAUGGGGACUUUAGCAGCGAAGAAUACUGGAGAACCGAGAUUCACCUCUACCUUGAAGAAGGUACGCUACCUGCAGACCUGAAGCAAGCCAGAAAGAUACAAUCAAAGGCAGAGAUAUACGAUCUUCGUGAUGGAGUCCUGUACAAAAAAUCCUUCCUCGGACCACUACUACGAUGUUUAUCAAGAGAGGAAGGGCAUCGUAUUUUGAAAGAUAACCAUAGAGGGGACGCAGGUAACCACAACGGAAUGAUAUCUUUGGCGGAUAAAGCAAAAUGCAGGGGUACUACUGGCCACAGAUGA